This is a messenger RNA of Fibroporia radiculosa, 1548 nucleotides long. RefSeq lists its product as uncharacterized. The transcript is spliced from 6 exons. Gene Ontology annotation, molecular function: protein binding. Lineage: Eukaryota; Fungi; Basidiomycota; Agaricomycetes; Polyporales; Fibroporiaceae. The record is from RefSeq and is a predicted model, not a curated record. The coding region runs from base 1 to 1548 and encodes 515 amino acids.
AUGUCUGUCCUCAUCCUCCCGCCAGAGCUUAUCCUCGAAGUGCUCAAACUGCUCGAUUAUCGAGGACUGGUAUUAUGUACUGGGGUGUGUAGACUAUUUCGAGUGGCGAUCAAAGACUCCGCCGAGCUACGGUACAAGAUCGAGCUCGCUGCUGAUGGGAUGGCUGACGGCCCGCCGGGUAUGCUGAGCAUCGCCGAGCGCCUGAAGUUACUGCUCGAUCGCCGUCGACGGUGGCGUAUGCUCGACUGGACGACGGCGGUCCCAGUGCCCAUCCCGGGCGCAUGUCAGGCGUACGAGCUGGUCAGUGGUGUGUUCGCCAAGUCCAUGGGAGCGGCACAGUUUGUCGGCUCGCGUCACCUUAUCACUGUGAAGUUGCCGACGCGCACACAAGGGCCGACGAGACUUGUCAGGGAGGACUUAGGUGUAGCCACACGAGACUUUGCGAUAGACCCAUCGCAGGAUAUCAUGGCUCUCGUGGAUUCCGACGAAGGUUAUGAGCAAGGGUUGGAACUCAAAGUCCAUAUUCGAACAAUAAGUACGAAUGAGAAGCACCCAGAGGCCAAAGGUCUCGAAUUGCGCGCCCCUCUUCCGAUUGAGUUGGGUUCCGCAUUUACCCAAAUCGUCGAUGAUGUCGUCGGGACCUUUUACUGGAUGCACGGACCAUGGCUAACUAUCUGGAACUGGAAGACUGGCGAAGUCCUCGUGUGCUGCGAUAUGGAUGACUUGCCUCCCGGAACAUGGGAUUUCUCCUUCCUCUCAAACCGGGCGUUCAUGUUGACCACAACUCGGGACAUGGGAACGAUUGAGCUAUACGCUUUUGGUGGUGACACAGCCACCCGUGCUCCGGCUCAUGUCGCAACACUGCAGCUCCCUCCUGUGAGACUCGGGCGUGAGUUGCAACAGUUUUCCACUCACUCUGGCCCUUUCGUGCACGCAACCACCCCCAACAAACCAUUCGCAGUCUCACGAGACUCCCGGAUACACUUCAUGACAUUGCUGUAUGGUUUUCGAGCCCCGCGGUUUCACCUGUUUGUACACAAUCGUUUCUUGCUCUCCUUUAUUCCGACGGACUGUCGCUCUGGAAGCUCGUGGAACUAUGAGAUCCGGCCGUGGUACACCUGGGGUCCGGACCAUACAAGACUAUUAUUGGAGGAUAAUAUCUCGUUCCAGUGGCUCCGGUAUGUGCAUGGCCAGCGAGUUGUGCUGCCACAUCUACACACCGAUGUAGGCAAGGCGGAACGCACCUUGCGCGUUCUGGACUUCAAUGUGCACCCAAAGCGUAUCGACGAUUUCACAAACGAUCCUACUUUUCAGGAGAGAGCCGAAGAACUCGGGGCCAAAUACCAUAUGAGGGCGGAACCAUCCACCGUGCCCGCAGGUGCUGUAUUCAAGCAUGAUAUUGUAACCUCUCUGCCCUACUGGGAAUCUCAGAGGAUGGGUGCUUUCGAUUACUCCGGUUUUAUGAUUGACGACGAAAGGAUAAUUGGAAUGAAGUCAAGAGCACAUGCGAGCGGAGACAUGACCGAUGUCGAUGUGUACACGUUUUGA